AUGGAGGAAAAGCUGAGCCAGCAGAGCCACUCAGACCUGAAGGCCCCAGUCUCCCAGCUCAGCUCCAACCUACAGAGCAUCUUCAAACAGAGGCACAGACACUUUGACCGUAAGGGAGAGAUCGAGACGCAUGCCCACACACCUACCUUCCUAAUGUAUCAGUCCAUUUAUGUCCCACCUGCCUGUGCACUGGCUGCCUGCAGCAGAGACACCGAGUCUACCUGUCUGUGGCCUGUCCACCUGUCUCUCAACGUCUGUCACUGCCCCUCUCUGGCCAAUCCCAUCUCCCCUGCCUUGCCCUACGCUCUGGGGAGAGAGAGGCACACAUGCUCCCAGACAGACCACACACGCACCCAGAACCAGUCUUCUUUCCCUUAACACACGUACUGUUCUCUCUCUGUGUGUGAAUAAAUAUCCAGAUCGGGUUUCCACUACCUGUCCUACAUGUGACAAUGCUGAGUCACUGACGAAUUAAAACGGGACAGUUUUGUAUUUGUAUUUAUUAUGGAUCCCCAUUAGCUGCUGCCAAGGCAGCAGCUACUCUUCCUGGGGUCCAGCAAAAUUAAGGCAGUUCUACAAUUUUAAAAACUUUACAACAUAUCCACAGAUUUCACAACACACUGUGUGCCCUCAGGCCCCUACUCCACCACUACCACAUAUCCACAAUACAGAACCCAUGUGUACGUGUGUGUAUAGUGCGUAUGUUAUCGUGUGUCUGUGCCUAUGUUUGUGUUGCUUCACAGACCCCGCUGUUCCAAAAUGUUUUAUCUGUUUUUUAAAUCGAAUUUUACUGCUUGCAUCAGUUACUUGAUGUGGAAUAGCGUUCCAUGUAGUCAUGGUUCAAUGUAGUACUGUGCGCCUCCCAUAGUCUUGGGGACUGUGAAGAGACCUCUUGUGGGGUAUGCAUGGGUGUCAGAGCUGUGCACCAGUAGUUCAAACAGACAGCUCGGUGCAUUCAACAUGUCAAUACCUCUUAUGAAUAUGAGUAGUGAUGAAGUCAAUCUCUCCUUCAUUUUGAGCCAGGAGAGAUUGACAUGCAUAUUAUUAAUAUUAGCUCUCUGUGUACAUCCAAGUGCCAGAUGUGCUGCCCUGUUCUGAGUCAAUUGCAAUUUUCCUGAGUCCCUUUUUGUGGCACCUGACCACACGACUGAACAGUAGUCCAGGUGCGACAAGACUAGGGCCUGUAGGACCUGCCUUGUUGAUAGUCCUGUUAAGAAGGUAGAGCAGUACUUUAUUAUGGACCAACUUCUCCCCAUCUUAGCUAUUGUUGUAUCAAUAUGUUUGGACCAUGACAGUUUACAAUCCAAGGUUACUCCAAGCAAUUUAGUCACCUCAACUUGCUCAAUUUCCACAUAAGUUAUUACAAUAUUUAGUUGAGAUUUAGGGUUUAGUGAAUGAUUUGUCCCAAUACAAUGCUUUCAGUUUUAGAAAUAUUUAGGACUAACUUAUUCCUUGACACCCACUCUGAAACUAACUGCAGUUCUUUAAGUGUUGCAGUCAUUUCAGUCACUGUAGUAGCUGACAUGUAUAGUGUUGAGUCAUACACAUACAUAGACACACUGGCAUUACUCAAAGCCAGUGGCAUGUCGUUAGUAAAUAUUGUAAGGGGCCUAGACAGCUGCCCUGGGGAAUUCCUGAUUAUACCUGGAUUAUGUUGGUGAGGCUUCCAUUAAAGAACACCCUCUGUGUUCUGUUAGACAGGUAACUCUUUAUCCACAAUAUAGCAGGGGGUGUAAAGCCGUAACACAUAAGUUUUCCAGCAACAGACUAUGAUCGAUAAUGUCAAAAAGCACAAUGAAGUCUAACAAAACAGACCCCACAAUCUUGGUAUCAUCAAUUUCUCUCAGCCAAUCAUCAGUCAUUUGUGUAAGUGCUGUUCUUGUUGAAUGUCCUUCCCUAUAAGCAUGCUGAAAGUUUUGUUUACUAUAAAAAUAGCAUUGAAUCUGGUCAAACACAAUUAUUUCCAAAAGUGUACUAGUAACAGGAUGCUAGGUCGGCUAUUUGAGCCAGGAAAGGGGGCUUUUCUAUUCUUAGGUAGCGGAAUGACUUUUGCUUCCCUCAAAGCCUGGGGGCACACACUUUCUAGUAGGCUUAAAUUGAAGAUAUGGCAAAUAGGAGUGGCAAUAUCGUUCACUAUUAUCCUCAGUAAGUUUCCAUCCAGGUUGUCUGACCCCGGUGGCUUGUCAUUGUUGAUAGACAACAAUAAUUGUUUCACCUCUUUCACACUCAUUUUACGAAAUUCAAAAUUACAAUGCUUGUCUUUCAUGAUUUGGUCAGAUAUACUUGGAUGUGCAGUGUCAGAGUUUGUUUCUGGCAUGUCAUGCCUAAGUUUUCUAAUCUUGCCAAUAAAAAAAUCAUAAAGGUACUUGGCAAUAUCAGUUGGUUUUGUGAUGAAUGAGCCAUCUGAUUCAAUGAAUGAUGGAGCGGAGUUUGCCCUUUUUCCCCAAAUUUCAUUUAAGGUGCUCUAAAGCUUUUUUUUACUAUCAUUCUUUGUCAUUUAUCUUUCCAUAGUGUAGUUUCUUCUUUUUAUUCAGUUUAGUCUCAUGAUUUCUCAAUUUGCUAUAUGUUUGCCAAUCGGUUAUGCUGCCAGACUUAUUUGCCAUUCAUUUUGCCUCAUCCCUCUCAACCAUACAAUUUCUCAAUUCCUCAUCAAUCCACAGGGAUUUAACAGUUCUUACAGUCAUUUUCUUAAUGGGUGCAUACUUAUUAGUAACUGGAAUAAGCAAUUUCAUAAAUGUGUUAAGUGCAGCGUCUGUUUGCUCCUCAUUACACACCACAGACCAACAAAUAUUCAACAACAUAGGAAUAACUGCACAACUUCUUGUAUGACCUCUUAUACACUAUAUUAGGGGACAGCCUUUGAAACUUUGGUUUUCUUAGAUAUGGCUACUAUAUGGUGGUCACUACAUCCGAUGGAUCUGGAUACUGCUUUCAAGCAAAUUUCUGCAGCAUUAGUAAAGAUGUGAUCAAUACAUGUUGAUGAUUUCAUUCCUGUGCUGUUUGUAACUACCCUGGUAGGUUGACUGAUAACCUGCACCAGAUUGCAGGCACUGGUUACAGUUUGAAGCUUUUUCUUGAGUGGGCAGCUUGAUGAAAGCCAGUCAAUAUUUAAAUCACCCAGAAUAUAUACCUCUCUGUUGAUAUCACAUACAUUAUCAAGCAUUUAACACGUUAUCCAGAUACUGACUAUAGCAGCUUCCCACCAGAAUGGGCUUUAGGUGAGGCAGAUGAAUCUGUAGCCAUAAUACUUCAAAAGUAUUUAACAUGAGAUCCUCUCUAAGCUUUACAGGAAUGUGGUUCUGAAUAUAAACAGCAACACCUCCACCAUUGGCAUUUCUAUAUUUUCUGUAAAUGUUAUAACCUUGUAUUGCUACCACUGCAUCAUCUAAGGGAGUUUCUGAGAUAGUCAGAAUAUGAAUGUCAUCUGUUACUAGCAAAUUAUUGAUUUCAUUAACCUUGUUUCUAAAGCUACAUGUGUUAACGUGGGCUAUUUUGAGCACUUCUCUUCUGGGUUGCUUACUUGUUUGCAUUGCUUUACUGGGAAGCUUAGCAGAAGUAGAUAUGCUCAUGUUUUUUUAUGUUAGUGCAGGGUGAGCUGCCCACAGUGGACUUCCUCCUAGGGCACACCUCCUCAGUGCUAACAGUAUAAAUCUUGUUCAUAGGCACAUUAUUACUGUAUAAAAUAGCUGUAGGAUCAGCAGAGGCAUUCAGGGCAGUUAGAGGGACAUACAUUCGGUUACUUACAUUGUGUCUACUAAAGCCCCUGGUGUAAUGUACAUUUGCUGAAGCAUUAUGACAACUCUGCAUCACAAUGUUAGGGAUUAGCUGAGCUGGGCUUGGGUCAUUGAUAAGUCAUUGUGUCGCAGCUUUAUAAUGCUGUGAAAGGAUCCACGAACCCAAAUGAUUUAGGUGGAUCCCAUCCUCCUUAUAAAGCGACGAAGGUGCAGGAAGAUCAGGCUCCAGGACGGCAAAACUAUUCGCCGUUUGUAUCCGCUCCGGGCCUCUCGUUGGGAGGCUAGACUGCUUUGCGGGAGGCCGCUGUCUUCGGCUUCCUUGGCUUUUGACAUGUGACCAUCGUUGAUUGCCUUGCUCCUCUUGCUGUGCUCUUUUGACUUCGCUAUCAGAUGGAGGAGCGCCAGGCAACACCGGCCAGUUGGAUAACGACAAACGACAAGGCAGAGAUGCAUCCAACAUGCGCGAACGCCGUCCAGCCACCGGCGUAGAAUAUGUAAACAUUCCACUCUGCAUGUGCGUGUGUGUGCGUUUUGCAUGUGUGUGUGUGGGAUAGUUGGUAACAGGAAGCAUGUGAAUUGCAGCCAGAUGUGAACAGGAAUUUGACGUGUCGGAAUGUGGUGGCUGCUUUAGCUCCUCUCUCUCUCACUCACUCACUCACUCACUCACUCACUCACUCACUCACUCACUCACUCUCACUCUCACUGCCCUUUGUCUCAUUUUCACUCUUCUCAUGUCUCUGCAGGGUUCGAUACUGUGACCAAAACAGUCGCAUUUGCAACUGUUUGAAUUGGCUGUGCGACACACAUUUUGAAUUGGUCUUAAGGGUGCCAAUGAAAACAAUUUACCUGGUCAUGUUAGUUUUUGGUUCACAAUGUACUUUUUUAUCAUCAUGAUUUAUUCAAACAAUAAUGUGCAAUUGACCAAAAAUAAACCAACUUUCUGAAGAGGCAACAACAGCAUGGGAAUGCCCCUGUCUGUGUGUCGGGGCUCGACAUACAGGGGAGGUUUUGGAAAGUCUAUCAUCCCCGUCAGUGGCCUGCUUAGGUCAGUGAAAAAAAGAUUGUAAUAAUGCCAUUUUUAAUCUAGGCUAUUUGAUUGAUUAAAAAAACCAGAUGGAUUCCCGAAGCUGUUCGUUCGUUAUGUCGAUUAUUUAUCACACGCGUGCUGCACACAUCCAAGAUGGCAUAGCAGUGCGGUCGUGUUUUCUGUAGUGUCCUUUAUGUAAAUAGCCUGUUUUUUGUAUUUUUUGUAUUUUUCGUAUAUAUUUUUCAAUCUCACUUUCCAUCCUUUAACUAAAUAUACUUUCCUGCAACCCGCCUCACCCAAUGUGGAACGGAUUCUGUUGUUUCUUCAUACAUUUUUAUCCAGAACCUCUGGCUGAAACUAGCCAGCUAGCCAGCUAACUAGCUACUUGCUAUUAGCCACCGUUUAGCGGUCUUCACCAUUGUCCGUGGCAGUGGCCUGCACUACAUACCAGCCAGCCAGCUCUAGCCUGGACUAUUAUUCGGCCAGUCUGCACAGCACGUUAUCGACCCUGAACAUAUCGUUUUUUCUGCUGGAAUCACUGAACCAUUAACACCGGAUUCAUCACUACUAGCUAGCUGCAACCAAAUGGACGUUUUGUGGUUGGCUAAUCAGCCCUGAGUUAGCCUUGAGCCAGGCCCAUCUCCCGGCUAUCUACCUCCUUGUCAACCGGACGGGACCUCCUAGUGUCGACACGGAGCCCUGCCGAUCCAACACGACUGGUCUGCUGACGAAAUCGUCUGAUGUGGUUACAACAGGCUUCCCGUUACGACGUCGACCACGAAGAUCCAUCUGCUAGCCCCGGCCCGCUAGCACACGCUAGCCGUGGCCUCUUGCUAGCUAGUGCUGUAGCAGCCCCCGAACUUCCUCCGAACUCUCCUAUUGCUGUUCACCGGACCUUAUGAUAACUCAGCUAUACAGCUGAUGCCUGCUGGACUGUUCCAUUUUACGGUACCGCAUCCUGUUUAUGUUUAGCCUCAGCCCAAACUUUGUCGACAUUACCAGCUGUUGUCUUAGCUCUCUCGAAUUACACCUGUGAUUGCUUUAUGCCUCUCUCCCAUGUCAAUAUGCCUUGCUUAUUGCUGUUUCGCUUAUUUCUUAUUAUACUAUUUCACAGUAGAUCCCCCAGCCCAGCUAAACCUGCCUUAGAUAGCUCUUUUGUCCCACCCCCCAUACACGCAGAGACCGACUCAAUCGGCGCCUCCAGUGAUGCUAUCUCCUUCAUCGUUACCCAACGCUUAGGUUUACCUCCACUGUACUCCUAUCCUUCCAUAUCCUGUUCUGUACAUAAUGCCCUGAAUCUAUUCUACAACGGCCGGAAACCUGCCCCUUUUUUUCUCUGUACCCAACGCACUAGAAGACCAGUACUUAAAGCCUUUAGCCAUAUCCUUAUUCUACUCCUCCUCUGUUCCUCUGGUGAUGUAGAGGUUAACCCAGGCCCUGUAGCCCCCAGUAUCACUCCUACUCCCCAGAUGUUAUCAUUUGUUGACUUCUGUAAUCGUAAAAGCCUUGGUUUCUUGCACGUUAAUAUCCGAAGCCUCCUUCCUAAGUUUGAGUUAUUCACUGCGCUAGCACACUCCGCCAACCCUGAUGUUCUAGCAGUGUCUGAAUCCUGGCUUAGGAAGGCCACCAAAAAUUCAGAAAUGUCCAUCCCCAUCUACAACAUUUUCCGUCUCGAUAGAACUGCCAAAGGGGGUGGGGUUGCAAUCUACUGCAGAGCUCUAUCGUACUAUCAAGGUCUGUGCCCAAACAGUUUGAGCUUCUACUGCUAAAAAUCCACCUUUCCAGAAAUAAGUCUCUCACUGUUGCCGCUUGCUACAGACCCCCCUCAGCCCCGAGCUGUGCCCUGGACACCAUAUGUGAACUGAUUGCCCCCCAUCUAUCCUCAGAGUUCGUACUGCUUGGUGACCUAAACUGGGAUAUGCUUAACACCCCGGCCAACCUACAAUCUAAACUAGAUGCCCUCAAUCUCACACAAAUUAUCAACAAACCUACCAGGUACAACCCUAAAUAUGUAAACAUGGGCACCCUCAUAGAUAUCAUCCUGACAAAUGUACCCUCUAAAUACACCUCCGCUGUCUUCAACCAGGAUCUCAGCGAUCACUGCCUUAUUGCCUGCGUCCGUAAUGGGUCCGCGAUCAAACGACCACCCCUCAUCACUGUCAAACGCUCCCUAAAACACUUUAGCGAGCAGGCCUUUCUAAUUGACCUGGCCCGGGUAUCCUGGAUGGAUAUUGACCUCAUUCCGUCAGAGGAUGCCUGGUUGUUCUUUAAAAGUGCUUUCCUCUCAAUCUUAAAUAAGCAUGCCCCAUUCAAAAAAUUCAGAACUAAGAACAGAUAUAGCCCCUGGUUCUCCUCAGACUUGACUGCCCUUGACCAGCACAAAAACAUCCUGUGGCGUACUGCAUUAGCAUCAAACAGCCCCCGCGAUAUGCAACUUUUUAGGGAAGUCAGGAACCAAUAUACACAAUCAGUUAGGAAAGCAAAGGCUAGCUUUUUCAAACAGAAAUUUGCAUCCUGUAGCACUAACUCCAAAAAGUUUUGGGACACUGUAAAGUCCAUGGAAAAUAAGAGCACCUCCUCCCAACUGCCCACUGCACUGAGGCUAGGAAACACUGUCCAACCGAUAAAUCUACAAUAAUCGAGAAUUUCAACAAGUAUUUUGCUACGGCUGGCCAUGCUUUCCACCUGGCUACCACUACCCCGGCCACCAGCUCUGCACCCUCCGCUGCAACUUGCCCAUACCCCCCCCCCCCCCCCCCCCCCCCCCCCCCACUUCUCCUUCACACAAAUUCAGACAGCUGAUGUUCUAAAAGAGCUAACAAAUCUGGACCCCUACAAAUCAGCUGGGCUAGACAAUCUGGACCCUUUCUUUCUAAAAUUAGCCGCCGAAAUUGUCGCAACCCCUAUUACUAGCCUGUUCAACCUCUCUUUCGUAACGUCUGAGAUCCCCAGAGAUUGGAAAGCUGCCGCGGUCAUCCCCCUCUUCAAAGGGGGUGACACUCUAGAUCAAACUGUUACAGACCUAUAUCCAUCCUGCCCUGCCUUUCGAAAGUAUUUGAAAGCCAAGUUAACAAACAGAUUUACAUUUUACUCAUUUAGCAGACGCUCUUAUCCAGAGCGACUUACAGUUAGUGAAUACAUAUAUAUUAUAUAUUUUUUAAAUACUGGCCCCCCGUGGGAAACGAACCCACAACCCUGGCGUUGCAAACGCCAUGCUCUAUCAACUGAGCUACAUCCCUGCCGGCCAUUCCCUCCCCUACCCUGGACGACGCUGGGCCAAUUGUGCGCCGCCCAUGAGUCUCCCGGUCGCGGCCGGCUGCGACAGAGCCUGGAUUCGAACCAGGAUCUCUAGUGGCACAGUUAGCACUGCGAUGCAGUGCCUUAGACCUGAUUCGAAAUGAUCACCGACCAUUUCGAAUCCCACCGUACCUUCUCCGCAAUGCAAUCCGGUUUCCGAGCUGGUCAUGGGUACACCUCAGCCACGCUCAAGGUCCUAAACGAUAUUAUAAACGCGAUCGAUAAAAGACAGUACUGUGCAGCCGUCUUCAUCGACCUGGCCAAGGCUUUCGACUCUGUCAACCACCAAAUUCUUAUUGGCAGACCAAAUAGCCUUGGUUUCUCUAAUGACUGCCUCACCUGGUUCACCAACGACUUCUCAGAUAGAGUUCAAUGUGUCAAAUCGGAGGGCCUGUUGUCUGGACCUCUGGCCGUCUCUAUGGGCGUGCCACAGGUUUCAAUUCUCGGGCCGACUCUACUCUCUGUGUAUAUCAAUGAUGUCGCACUUGCUGCUGGUGACGCUCGGAUCUACCUCUAUGCAGACGACACCAUUUUGUAUACAUCUGGCCCUUCAUUGGACACUGUGUUAACAAACCUCCAAACGAGCUUCAAUGCCAUACAACACUCCUUCCGUAGCCUCCAACUGCUCUUAAACACUAGUAAAACUAAAUGCAUGCUCUUCAACCGAACGCUGCUUGCACCCGCCCACCCGACUAGAAUCACUACUUUUGGCGGGUCUGACCUAGAGUAUGUGGACAACUACAAAUACCUAGGUGUCUGGUUAGACUGUAAACUCUCCUUCCAGACUCACAUUAAGCAUCUCCAAUCAAAAGUUAGAUCUAGAAUCGGCUUCCUAUUUAGCAACAAAGCCUCCUUCACUCAUGCUGCCAAACAUGAUCUCGUAAAACAGACUAUCCUACCGAUCCUUGACUUCGGCGAUGUCAUUUACAAAAUAGCCUCCAACACCCUACUCAGCAAAUUGGAUGUAGUCUAUCACAGUGCCAUCCGUUUUGUCACCAAAGCCCCAUAUACUACCCACCAUUGUGACCUUUACGCUCUUGUUGGCUGGCCCUCACUACAUAUUCGUCGCCAAACCCACUGGCUACAGGUCAUCUAUAAAUCACUGCUAGGCAAAUCCCCGUCUUAUCUUAGCUCACUGGUCACCAUAGCAACACCCACCCGUAGUCUGCGCUCCAGCAGGUAUAUCUCACUGGUCAUCCCCAAAGCCAACACCUCCUUUGGCCGCCAUUCCUUCCAGUUCUCUGCUGCCAAUGACAGGAACGAACUGCAAAAAUCUCUGAAGCUGGAGACUCUUAUCUCCAUCACUAACUUUAAGCGUCAGUUGUCAGAGCAGCUUACCGAUCACUGCACCUGUACACAGCCUUUCUGAAAUUAGCCCACCAAACUACCUCAUCCCCAUAUUGUUAUUUAUUUUGCUAAUUUGCACCCCAGUAUCUCUAUUUGCACAUCAUCUUCUGCACAUCUAUCAUUACAGUAUUGUACGAAAUUGUAACUAUUUUGCACUAUGGCCUAUUUAUUACCUUACCUCCAUAACUUACUAUAUUUGAACACACUGUAUAUAUAUUUUCUGUUGUAUUUUUGACUUUAUGAUUUGUUUACCCCAUAUGUAACUCUGUGUUGUUUUUAUCACACUGCUUUGCUUUAUCUUGGCCAGGUUGCAGUUGUAAAUGAGAACUUGUUCUCAACUGGCUUACCUGGUUAAAUAAAGUUGAAAAAAAUAAAAAAUAUAUAGCCUACAGAUAAUCUGUCGGGCAGAGAGAGCACGCAGCUCUCAAACAGCUGGUUGUUGCGUGGAGUGAUGACCAAUAGUGGUUGCAAAGUUGUUCCAAGUUAUGAUAUCUGCCAGUAAAUGCUAAGGCAAGAAUGGGUAUGCAAACCAGGUAUUUAAAAAGUUAAAAGUCUUGGUAGAAUAUUUGCAAUUCACAAUUCAGUCAUCAUGGAAUAGCUUACCUGGAAAAUCAGACAUUUUCUCUAGGAUCUUUGGUCCUUGAAGUUAUGGUAGCUGAUUUUUAGAAGUUCUCCUACUCCAAUAUACAAUUAUUCUGUGAUUUCAUUUCUGAUAAUUAUUUUUGAGAGAGGCCUAAGUGCUUUCGUUUGUUUCCUGCUGUUUCAUUUGAAGCGUGUUGCGGUCAAAAAAACAUGUUUUAUGAGCAAGACAACAUCGUGUUCCAUUACAAAGGGAACCCGGUUUUUGGUCGCUUUCUUGUUUUAAAACAUGAUACAGUAACCCCUCAAUAACUCUUCAAAAUCUCAAAUUGCGAGACUGACUACUGUAGCUACCACAUGGACAGACUUCAUUAGUGUGUUUGUGUUGGGAGCAUGCAGUCUAUUUAGUCAGGCAAUGCCCACAUUAUUCUGACAUAUUUUAGAAUGAAAAAAAUGCAUAAUGCCAUUGGGUAGGCCUAUAUAAAAAAUAAUAAUUUUUAAGGUGGUAAUGCAAACUUUUUUGCAUACAUUUGAGGGAGUUUUCUUUCUAUAGGCUAUUGCAACAAUUAAAUAUAAAAUGUAGGUCCUUAAAUUACAAUUAAGUGCUAGAAAAAGUCCUUGAAAGUACUUGAAUUGGACUUGUCAAUGUCUGUAUGAUCCCUGUAUAGGCUACUUGCUCAUCCCCCAAAUGAAAGAUAAAAUCACCUUCUAUUGAAGUUAUGCACGCAUCAUUUGCUUUCCUGUCAGAUCUUGACCCAGGCAAGUAUUUCAUUUUUAUUCGGGCCAGUAGCUUUCAAUUGGCACUGGCCCGGUGUGCCACUGGCAAAUUUACCUGAAUGUCGAGCCCUGCUGUGCAGUAUGUGUAGGGCUUACAGUGAGGGAAAAAAGUAUUUGAUCUCCUGCUGAAUUUGUACGUUUGCCCACUGACAAAGACAUGAUCAGUCUAUAAUUUUAAUGGUAGGUUUAUUUGAACAGUGAGAGACAGAAUAACAACAACAAACAUCCAGAAAAACGCAUGUCAAGAAUGUUCAUUUUCAUUUUAAUGAGGGAAAUAAGUAUUUGACCCCUGUGCAAAACAUGACUUAGUACUUGGUGGCAAAACCCUUGUUGGCGAUCACAGAGGUCAGACAUUUCUUGUAGUUGGCCACCAGGUUUGCACACAUCUCAGGAAGAAUUUUGUUCCACUCCUCUUUGCAGAUCUUCUCCAAGUCAUUAAGGUUUCGAGGCUGACGUUUGGCAACUCGAACCUUCAGCUCCCUCCACAGAUUUUCUAUGGGAUUAAGGUCUGGAGACUGGCUAGGCCACUCCAGGUCCUUAAUAUGCUUAUUCUUGAGCCACUCCUUUGUUGCCUUGGCUGUGUGUUUUGGGUCAUUGUCAUGCUGGAAUACCCAUCCACGACCCAUUUUCAAUGUCCUGGCUGAGGGAAGGAGGUUCUCACCCGAGAUUUGACGGUACAUGGCCCCCGUCCAUCGUCCCUUUGAUGCGGUGAAGUUGUCCUGUCCCCUUAGCAGAAUAACACCCCCAAAGCAUAAUGUUUCCUCCUCCAUGUUUGACGGUGGGGAUGGUGUUCUUGGGGUCAUAGGCAGCAUUCCUCCUCCUCCAAACACGGCGAGUUGAGUUGAUGCCAAAGAGCUCCAUUUUGGUCUCAUCUGACCACAACACUUUCACCCAGUUCUCCUCUGAAUCAUUCAGAUGUUCAUUGGCAAACUUCAGGCCCUGUAUAUGUGCUUUCUUGAGCAGGGGGACCUUGCGGGCACUGCAGGAUUUCAGUCCUUCACGGCGUAGUGUGUUACCAAUUGUUUUCUUGGUGACUAUGGUCCCAGCUGCCUUGAGAUCAUUGACAAGAUCCUCCUGUGUAGUUCUGGGCUGAUUCCUUACCGUUCUCAUGAUCAUUGCAACUCCACGAGGUGAGAUCUUGCAUGGAGCCCCAGGCCGAGGGAGAUUGACAGUUAUUUUGUGUUUCUUCCAAUACUCCCUCUCGCUCUCUCUCCCCUCUCCCUCUCUCUCGAUCUCUCUCUCCCCCUCCCUCUCUCGCGCUCUCUUAUCCCCCUCCCUUUCCCCCUCUCUCUCGCUCUCUCCCUACCUCGCUCUCUCUCUCGCUCUUCCCCCUCCCUCUCUUUCCCCCUCCCUCUUUCUCCCCACUCCCUCUCUCCCCCGCCCUCUCUCUCCCCACUCCCUCUCUCUUGAUCUCUCUCUCUCCAUCCCUCAAGCUCUCUCAAUCGCUCGCCCUCUCUUGCUCUCCAUCCCUCUCUCUGGCUCUCCCUCCCUCUCUCUGGCUCUCCCUCCCCCUCACUCUCUCUCUUUAGCUCUCCCUCCCUCUCUCAAUCACUCUCUCCCUAUCGCUCGCUCUCUCUCCCCCUCCCCUCUCUCUUGAUCUAUCUCCCCCUCCUCUCCCUCUCACGCUCUCUCCCUACCUCUCUCCCCCCUCUCGCUCUCUCUCGCUCUUCCCCCCCCUCCCUCCCUCUCGCCGCUCCCUCCCCCACUCGCUCGCUCUCUCUUCCCUCUCCCCCUCUAGAUAUUUCAAUUCAAUUUAAGGGCAUAAUUGGCAUUGGAAACACAUGUUUACAUUGCCAAAGCAAGUGAAAUAGAUAAUAAACAAAAGUGAAAUAAACAAUACAAAAAAUGUACAGUAAACAUUACACUCACAAAAGUUCCAAAAUAAUAGAAAUUUCUCUCACUCUCUCUUGAUAUCUCUCUCGCUCUCUCUCUUAUCCUCUCUCUCGCUCUCUCCCUCCCUUGCGCUCUUUCUCUCUUUCUCGCUCUCCCUCGCUCUCCCCCUCCCUCUCUCCCCCUGCAAAGACUAAUUGGCACAAAUAGGGUGCAAUUACUGCCUGGGCUGGGACAUGGAGGGGCAGGGUUUAGUGGGGUGGGAGGGAAGGUAUGGAUGUCCAGUUGUCCUAAUAGGAUGAAGGGGAGGGAGGCGUGCAAAGGGGAUUGGUCAGCUCCUCUUGAGGUGAUGGAUUGGGCCCAACAACAGCGCUUCAUACUUCAGGGAUGUCAGGAGGAACAUAUGGAAAUGCCAACAAAGCAAGUCACUGAGGUAUAAGAAAGCCCUACUUCACAGAGGAAGGAUAACAUUCUUCCAGGCCCUCUUUGUCUAACAAGAUUCUUGCUGACAGGAUCUACAUUCAGAUUCUCACACAAACAUACACACAUAUAGGCUAAGGGUCUAUACUGCCUCAUACGUCCUUAGUGUUUCCCUACACACUAUGCUCUCUCUCCUGUAACCUUUCACCUACAUUUUACUUAACCAAUGGCUGAGCAGCAGGCACAUUUUUUUGAAGGGAGUGUGUGUGUGCUGCUCCACGGCUUAGCUGUUGGCUGACUGCUGGCUGUAUGUCAUAAACCGUUUUUUAAUGACGAAGCAAGAUGCCUGUGUAAUGCUGCUUUCAUACUAAAGGCCUUAGCUUCAGCCUGAGAAACCCGCUCAACUCUAAUCGAUCUUUAAAAAGUACCAGAAGUUACAACUAGAAGGGAGUUUUGUGCUACCUCCUGAUACUCUAUUCCCCAGUAGCAUAUACAUCUUUGCCAGGGAGAAUCGAUUGGGUGUGAAGUAGUGGUACUCGGUACAAGUUAUCGUUACUCAUUGUGUAUCUUUUAUUACUUUUUAUUAUUACGCGUUUUACUUUUCUAUUAUUUUUCUAUUUUCUUUCUCUCUGCAUUGUUGGGAAGGGCCCGUAAGUAAGCAUUUCACUGUUACAUGCUGACUAGACCGGACACGCGCAUGAGUCUGCCAUUGCGCGCAUGUUGAUUUUGGCCAUCCACGCCAGACGCGAUCAGGACAUGUUGGUUGAAAUAUCAAAACGAACUCUGAACCAAGUAUAUUCAUUUGGGGACAGGGGGGUGAGGCAGUGCAGGAUAACAUUUUGUUUUAAUCUCUGUCAGUGGAGCUUGGUGCCCUCUCCCCUGCCUUUGUGUGGGGUGUGUGACCAUGCUGGGAGGUAAAUGGAAGGGCUGCAGUGUUUCCGGUAUCCUUGGCGACACAGUAGGGAUUUGGAGCGAGCGAGGGGGUUCGUGGGAGAGGGGUGCUGUAUAAUUUUUUUGGGGGUGAUGAAUAUUCCUCAGUAGGUUGUUGUUUCCUGUCUCUACUGAAGAGAGCCUUCUGAAGGAACUGACGAAUUGAAAGCAUUGGAGUGAGAGAGAGAGAUGUGGGAAUGGAGGGGGGUACAGGUCCCUAUAUGGAAGGGGAGGGAGAGGAGGGGUGGGCAGUAAUGCUAUUGAAAGAGGAGCAGGGAGAAAGGAAAACGAAUGGAAUGUGUCAACUGAAAAUGCCAUUGGUGGUCAGCGGCUUGAUGUGGAGAGACGUUUCUGUUGAAUGGCCGAGUGUUCUCUGCUCUCCGUCUCGCCCUCUGUCUCGCUCUCUCUGUCUCGCUCUCUCUGUCUCGCUCUCUCUGUCUCGCUCUCUCUCCCUCGCUCCGUCUCCCUCGCUCCGUCUCUCCCUCGCGCCGUCUCUCCCUCUCUCCGUCUCUCCCUCGCUCCGUCUCUCUCUCGCUCCGUCUCUCUCUCGCUCCGUCUCUCUCUCGCUCCGUCUCUCCCUCGCUCCGUCUCUCCCUCGCUCCGUCUCUCCCUCGCCCCGUCUCUCCCUCGCCCCGUCUCUCCCUCGCCCCGUCUCUCCCUCGCCCCGUCUCUCCCUCGCCCCGUCUCUCCCUCGCUCCGUCUCUCCCUCGCCCCGUCUCUCCCUCGCCCCGUCUCUCCCUCGCUCAGUCUCUCCCUCGCCCCGUCUCUCCCUCGCCCCGUCUCUCCCUCGCCCCGUCUCUCCCUCGCCCCGUCUCUCCCUCGCUCCGUCUCUCCCUCGCUCCGUCUCUCCCUCGCCCCGUCUCUCCCUCGCCCCGUCUCUCCCUCGCCCCGUCUCUCCCUCGCUCCGUCUCUCCCUCGCUCCGUCUCUCCCUCGCCUCGUCUCUCCCUCGCCCCGUCUCUCCCUCGCCCCGUCUCUCCCUCGCUCCGUCUCUCCCUCUCUCCGUCUCUCCUUCGCGCCGUCUCUCCUUCGCUCCGUCUCUCCCUCGCUCCGUCUCUCCCUCGCUCCGUCUCUCCCUCGCAUCGUCUCUCCCUCGCUCCGUCUCUCCCUCGCCUCGUCUCUCCCUCGCCCCGUCUCUCCCUCGCUCCGUCUCUCCCUCGCUCCGUCUCUCCCUCGCUCCGUCUCCCUCGCUCCGUCUCUCCCUCGCUCCGUCUCUCCCUCGCUCCGUCUCUCCCUCGCCCCGUCUCUCCCUCGCUCCGUCUCUCCUUCGCGCCGUCUCUCCCUCGCUCUGCAUCUCUCUCUCCCUCUGCCACUCUCUCUCUCCCUCUGCCACUCUCUUGCUCUGCCUCUCUCUGCCUCAAAGAAAAUCUAACUCCACCUCUCAUCCCCCCUCACUCUUUUACUCUUCUCACUCAAUUUCCAACCGUUUCUCUUCCCAUGCAGUUUUUUUUCCUGAGUGAUUUUAUGUACUACUGCUGGUUGUGUGUAGACCUACUAAAUCUGUCUCUCUGUCUAAUGACACGCCGCCAAAAACAUUGAGGACACUUUCAAUCUGGUUGUGGAAAUGUACACUACGAUGUUAGUGUCUCUGAGAAUCAGAUGAGAGGGAAACAUUGAAAGAACCUCUGGUUAACGUACAGUAUAUUCUUUAUUUUGAUUUAUAACAUUUUCAGUCUAAUAUUAUGCAGUGUACGGAACUGGGAUUGAUGUAUGCUUCACGUGCCUUCAGAAAGUAUUCAUACCCCUUGACUUACUCCACAUUUUGUUGUUACAGCUUGAAUUCAAAAUAGCUUAAAUUGAUUUUUCUCUCACCCAUCUACACACAAUACCCCAUAAUGACAGUGAAAACAUGUUUUUAGACAUUUUUGCACAUUUAUUGAAAAUGAAAUACAGAAAUAUUCAAUUUACAUAAGUACAUUUACAUUUUAGAAUCACCUUCGGCAGAAAUUACAGCUGUGAGUCAGUCGUCUUGGGUAUGUCUCUAUCAACUUUGCACAUCUGGAUUUGGGGAUUUCCUCCCAUUCUUCAUUGCAGAUUUUCUCAAGCUCUGUUAAGUUAGAUGGGGAGUGGUGGUGAACAGCAAUCUUCAAGUCUUUCCACAGAUUUUCAAUGGGAUUCAAGUGUGGGCUUUGGCUGGGCAACUCAAGGACUUUCACAUUCUUGUUCUGAAGCCAUUCCAGCGUUGCUUUGGCUGUAUGCUUGGGGUCAUUGUCCUGUUAGAACGUACAUUUUUGCCCCAGUCUCUCAGUCCCUGCUGUUGAAAAGCAUCCCCAUAGCAUGAUGCUACCACCACCAUACUUCAUGGUAGGGAUGGUGUUAGAUGGGAAAUGAGCUGUGCCUGGUUUUCUCCAGACAUAGCGCUUUGCAUUCAGGCCAAAGAGUUAAAUUAUUCGGAGUCUUUAAUGUGCCUUUUUUGCAUACUCCAGGUGUGCUGUCAUGUGGUUUCCGUCUGGCCACUCUCCCAUGAAGCCCUGAUUGGUGAAGUGCUGUGGAGACUGUUGUCCAGCUGGCAGCCAUUCUUCCAUCUCAGCCAAGGAACUCUGUAGUUCUGUCAUUGGGUUUUCGGUCACCUCCCUGACCCAGGUCCUUCUUGCCCGGUUGCUCAGUUUGGUCGGAUGGCCAGCUCUAGGCAGAGUCUGGGAAGUUCCAUAUUUUUUCAAUCUCCCAAUGAUGGAAACCACUGUGGUCUUGGAAAUGUUCAAGACUUUAGAAAUGGUUCUAUGCCCUUCCCCAGAUAUAUACUGCCUUCGGAAAAGAUUCAGACCCCUUGACUUUUUCCACAUUUUGUUAAGUUACAGGCUUAUUCUAAAAUGGAUUAAAUAAAAAAACGUCCUCAGCAAUAUACACACAAUACCCCAUAAUGACAAAGCAAAAACAGGUUUUUAGAAAUGUUUGCACAUGUAUUAAAAAUAGAAAACAGAUACCUUAUUUACAUAAAUAUUCAGUCACUUCGCUAUGAAACUCGAAAUUGAGCUCAGGUGCUUCCUGUUUCCAUUGAUCAUCCUUGAGAUGUUUCUACAACUUGAUUGGAGUCCACCUGUGGUAAAUUCAAUGGAUUGGACAUGAUUUGGAAAGGCACACACCUGUCUAUAUAAGGUCCCACAGUUGACAGUGCAUGUCAGAGCAAAAACCAAGCCAUGACGUCGAAGGCAUUGUCCGAAGAGCUCCGAGACAGGAUUGUGUUGAGGCACAGAUCUGGAGAAUGGUACCAAAAAAUGUCGGCAACAUUGAAGGUCCCCAAGAACACAGUGGCCUCCAUAAUUCUUAAAUGGAAGAAGUUUGGAACCACCAAGACUCUUCCUAGAGCUGGCCACCCGGCCAAACUGAGCAGUCGGGGGAGAAGGGCCUUGGUCAGGGAGGUGACCAAGAACCCGAUGGUCACUCUGACAGAGCUCUUGAGUUCCUCUGUGGAGAUGGGAGAACCUUCCAGAAGGACAACCAUCUCUGCAGCACUCCACCAAUCAGGCCUUUAUGGUAGAGUGGUCAGACGGCGGAAGCCAAUUCUCAGUAAAAGGCACAUGACAGCCCGCUUGGGAGUUUGCCAAAAGGCACCUAAAGACUCUCAGACCAUGAGAAACAAGAUUCUCUGGUCUGAUGAAACUUAGAUUGAAUGCUUUGGCCUGAAUGCCAAGCAUCACGUCUGGAGGAAACCUGGCACCACCAGCAUGGUGGUGGCAGCAUCAUGCUGUGUGGAUGUUUUUCAGCAGCAGGGACUGGGAGACUAGUCAGGAUCGAGGAAAAGAUGAAUGGACCAAAGUACAGGGAGAUCCUUGAUGAAAAACUGCUCCAGAGUGCUCUGGACCUCAGACUGGGCGAAGGUUCACCUUCCAAGCCAAGAUGACAACGCAGGAGUGGCUUCGGGACACGUUUCUGAAUGUCCUUGAGUGGCCCAGCCAGAGCCCGGACUUGAACCCCAUCGAACAUCUUUGGAGAGACCUGAAAGAAAGAUGUGCAGCGAUGCUCCCCAUCCAACCUGACAGAGCUUGAGAGGAUCUGCAAAGAAGAAUGGGAGAAACUCCCCAAAUAUAGGUGUCAAGCUUGUAGCGUCAUACCCAAGAAGACUCGAGGCUGUAGUCGCUGCCAAAUGUGCUUCAACAAAGUAUUGAGGAAAGGAUCUGAAUACUUAUUCAAAUGUCAUAUUUCCGUUUUUUAAUAAAUUAGCAAACAUUUCUAAACCAGUUUUCGCUUUGUCAUUAUGGGGUAUUGUGUGUUGAGGGUGUGCCGGUCUUGACACCUUAAUACUGCCAUAAAUUAGAGAUAGGAUAAUCUAUCUCUGGCCCUAUAGUAUGGUGAAAGGAAUGUCCUUUGUUUCAGAGACUUUUGCCGCCCAAAAACUUCAACGUCCAACAAUGAACAUUGGGACAAUAUAUUUCAACAUCCAAACGUUUGGAAUGAUGAGUAAUGGAAUAUGGAAAAUGAAUGUCGAUUUUGUGAUGUCAUAACAAAUUGUAUAAAGGCAUUAGAACGAAAACAGUGUGACUUGAAGAGCUUUAACACUGUGUAUAUCAAGUUUACAUCCUUUACAUUGUGUAGAAAAUAUCAAGGAGGAAGACAAUGUUUUUGUGAAAAUUGGAAUGUGAUUUUGGACGAAUUAAACUGGUGGAGCAAUGGACAUUAGACUAGUGGUAAUGUGUCCUUAGGUCUGGAGUCCAAAUUUGAGAUUUUUGGUUCCAACCGCCGUGUCUUUGUGAGACGCAGAGUAGGUGAACGGAUAAUCUCUGCAUGUGUGGCUCCCACCGUGAAGCAUGGAGGAGGAGGUGUGAUGGUGUGGGGGUGCUUUGCUGGUGACACUGUCUGUGAUUUAUUUAGAAUUCAAGGGACACUUAAACAGCAUGGCUACCACAGCAUUCUGCAGCGAUACGCCAUCCCUUCUGUUUUGCGCUUAGUGUGACUAUCAUUUGUUUUUCAACAGGACAAUGACACAACACACCUCCCAGGCUGUGUAAGGGCUAUUUGACCAAGAAGGAGAGUGAUGGAGUACUGCAUCAGAUGACCUGGCCUCCACAAUCCCCCUACCUCAACCAAAUUGAGAUGGUUUUGGAUGAGUUGGACCGCAGAGUGAAGGAAAAGCAGCCAACAAGUGCUAAGCAUAUGUGGGAACUCCUUCAAGACUGUUGGAAAAUCAUUCCAAGUGAAGCUGGUUGAGAGAAUGCCAAGAGUGUGGAAAGCUGUCGUCAAUGCAAAGGGUGGCUACUUUGAAGAAUCUAAAAUAUAAACUAUAUUUUGAUUUGUUUAACUUUUUUGGUUACUACAUGGUUCCAUAUAUGUUAUGUCAUAGUUCUGAUGUCUUUACUAUUAUUCUACAAUGUAGAAAAUACUAAAAAUAAAGAAAAACCAUGGAAUGAGUAGGUGUGUCCAAACCUUUGACUGGUACUGAAUGUAAAUUUAAUAUUUCUGUAUUUCAUUUGAUACAUUUGCUAAAAUAUCUAUUAACAUGUGUUCACUUCAUCAUUAUGGGGUAUUGUGUGCACAUGGGUGAGAUUUUGCAUUUAAUUAAUCCAUUUUGAAUUCAGGCUGUAAUACAACUAAAUGUGGAAUAUGUCAAGGGGUAUGAAUACUUUCUGAAGGCACUGAAUGUAUGUUUUUUUUUUAAGACUAACAGAUCUUAUUAGAAUACGUACAUAGUUUGAUCCUCUUUGGCCCAGACAGAAUAAAUAUGGUAUUGACAUAAGCGUAUAUAAAAUCUGCCCCCCGUCCACAUGUUUUGGAAGCACUCCAUUAUGCCGCAAAUACAAUUACAUGAAUAACAAGUCACUUUAAUAAUAAUAACCUCUCUAUAUUAAUAUUCUAUUAGAUCACAAAUAUAGCUGUUAUGUUGAGUUUCUGGUAUCGAGAAGUUCAGGAUGAAAGAAUAUACAUGAACAAUUAUAUGGAGAGUUGAUACAAAGUAUUUAAUAGACACGGUACCAGGUUCGUUUAACAAAUGGCACCUGAUGUUCUAGCAGUGUCUGAAUCCUGGCUUAGGAAGGCCACCAAAAAUUCAGAAAUGUCCAUCCCCAACUACAACAUUUUCUGUCUAGAUAGAACUGCCAAAGGGGGUGGAGUUGCAAUCUACUGUAGAGAUAGCCUGCAGGCUAUCAUACUAUCCAGGUCUGUGCCCAAACAGUUUGAGCUUCUACUUCUAAAAAUCCACCUUUACAGAAAUAAGUCUCUCACUGUUGCCGCUUGCUACAGACCCCCCUCAGCCCCCAGCUGUGCCCUGGACAGCAUAUGUGAAUUGAUUGCCCCCCAUUUAUCCUCAGAGUUCGUACUGCUUGGUGACCUAAAUUGGGAUAGGCUUAACACCCCAGCCAUCCUACAAUCCAAACUAGAUGCCCUCAAUCUCACACAAAUUAUCAACGAACCUACCAGGUACAACCCUAAAUCCGUAAACAUGGGUACCCUCAUGGAUAUCAUCCUGACUAACUUACCCUCUAAAUACACCUCCGCUGUCUUCAACCAGGAUCUCAGCGAUCACUGCCUUAUUGCCUGCGUCCGUAACGGGUCCGCGAUCAAACGACCACCCCUCAUCACUGUCAAACGCUCCCUAAAACACUUUAGCGAGCAGGCCUUCCUAAUUGACCUGGCCCAGGUAUCCUGGAUGGAUAUAGAUCUAAUUCCGUCAGUAGAUGAUGCCUGGUUGUUCUUUAAAAGUAAUUUCCUCUCAAUCUUAAAUAAACAUUACCCAUUCAAAAAAUACAGAACUAAGAACAGAUAUAGCCCCUGGUUCUCCUCAGACUUGACUGCCCUUGACCAGCACAAAAACAUCCUGUGGCGUACUGCAUUAGCAUCAAAUAGCCCCUGCGAUAUGCAACUUUUCAGGGAAGUUAGGAACCAAUAUACACAAGCAGUUAGGAAAGCAAAAGCUAACUUUUUCAAACAGAAAUUUGCACCCUGUAGCACUAACUCCAAAAAGUUUUGGGACACUGUAAAGUCCAUGGAGAAUAAGAGCACUUUCUCCCAGCUGCCCACUGCACUGAGGCUAGGAAACACUAUCACCACCGAUAAAUCUACAAUAAUCAAGAACUCAACAAGCAUUUUGCUACGGCUGGCCAUGCUUUCCACCUGGCUACCACUACCCCGGCCACCAGCUCUGCACCCUCCGCUGCAACUUGCCCAUACCCCCCCCCCCCGCUUCUCCUUCACACAAAUUCAGACAGCUGAUGUUCUGAAAGAGCUGCAAAAUCUGGACCCCACAGAUAAUCUAGCAUCUGGGCUAGACAAUCUGGACCCUUUCUUUCUAAAACUAGCCGCCGAAAUUGUCGCAACCCCUAUUACUAGCCUGUUCAACCUCUCUUUCAUAACGUCUGAGAUCCCCAGAGAUUGGAAAGCUGCCGCGGUCAUCCCCCUCUUCAAAUGGGGUGACACUCUAGAUCCAAACUGUUACAUACCUAUAUCCAUCCUGCCCUGCCUUUCGAAAGUUUUUGAAAGCCAAGUUAACAAACAGAUCACCGACCAUUUCGAAUCCCGGUUUCCGAGCUGGUCAUGGGUGCACCUCAGCCACGCUCAAGGUCCUAAACGAUAUUAUAACCGCAAUCGAUAAUAGACAGUACUGUGCAGCCGUCUUCAUCGACCUGGCCAAGGCUUUUGACUCUGUCAACCACCGCAUUCUUAUUGGCAGACUAAAUAGCCUUGGUUUCUCAAAUGACUGCCUCGCCUGGUUCACCAACUACUUCUCAGAUAGAGUCAAUGUGUCAAAUCGGAGGGCCUGUUGUCUGGACCUAUGGCAGUCUCUAUGGGCGUGCCACAGGGUUCAAAUCUUGGGCCGACUCUUUUCUCCGUGUAUAUCAAUGAUGUCGCUCUUGCUGCUGGUGACUCUCAGAUCCACCUCUACGCAGACGACACCAUUUUGUAUACAUCUGGCCCUUCAUUGGACAAUGUGUUAACAAACCUCCAAACGAGCUUCAAUGCCAUACAACACUCCUUCAGCUCUUAAACACUAGUAAAACUAAAUGCAUGCUCUUCAAUCGAACGCUGCUGGCACCCGCCCACCCGACUAGAAUCACUACUCUCGACGGGUUUGACCUAGAGUAUGUGGACAAUUACAAAUACCUAGGUGUCUGGUUAGACUGUAAACUCUCCUUCCAGACUCACAUUAAGCAUCUCCAAUCCAAAGUUAAAUCUAGAAUCGGCUUCCUAUUUCCCAACAAAGCCUCCUUCGCUCAUGCUGCCAAACAUGCCCUCGUAAAACUGACUAUCCUACUGAUCCUUGACUUCGGCGAUGUCAUUUACAAAAUAGCCUCCAACACUCUACUCAGCAAAUUGGAUGUAGUCUAUCACAGUGCCAUCUGUUUUGUCACCAAAGCCCCAUAUACUACCCACCACUGUGACCUGUACGCUCUUGUUGGCUGGUCCUCACUACAUAUUUGUCGCCAAACCCACUGGCUCCAGGCCAUCUAUAAAUCACUGCUAGGCAAAUUCCCGCCUUAUCUUAGCUCAUUGGUCACCAUAGCAACACCCACCCGUAGUAUGUGCUCCAGCAGGUAUCUCACUGGUCAUCCCCAAAGCCAACACCUCCUUUGGCCGCCAUUGCUGCCAAUGACUGGAACGAAUUGCAAAAAUCUCUGAAGCUGGAGACUCUUAUCUCCCUCACUAACUUUAAGCAUCAGUUGUCAGAGCACCUUACCGAUCACUGCACCUGUACACAGCCCAUCUGAAAUUAGCCCACCCAACUACCUCAUCCCCAUAUUGUUAUUUAUUUUGCUCAUUUGCACCCCAGUAUCUCUAUUUGCACAUCAUCUCUUGCACAUCUAUCAUUCAAGUGUUAAUACUAAUUGUAAUUAUUUUGCACUAUAGCCUAUUUAUUGCCUUACCUCCAUAACUUGCUACAUUUGCACACACUGUAUAUAUAUUUUCUGUUGUAUUUUUGACUUUAUGUUUUGUUUUACCCCAUAUGUAACUCGCACUGCUUUGCUUUAUCUUGGCCAGGUCGCAGUUGUAAAUGAGAACUUGUUCUCAACUGGCUUACCUGGUUAAAUAAAGGUGAAAUAAAAAAAUUUAAAAAUAAAAAUGCAUUAUUUCCAAAUAUACCCAUCCUCUUAGACAUGUUACCAAGAAAAACAUACAUAGAAAUACAUUCUUAACAUCAUGACAUCCUCCACACGAAUACAAUGAUACAUGACACUUUCUAAGUUACAUGGAGAUUAUAAUAUCUUCAGAAGAAUAUAUCUCAAUAAAAAUAUCAUCAGUCUUCUUCAUCCAUGUUCAUUCAGAGGAACCCCAAGCGUUUCUCUGGUUAUUUGGGGCGCUAUCUGAUCGAAGAGGUAGUCUUGUUUCCACAUUUCCACUCCUGUCUUUCUCUAAUAUAUAUUGAUGGCAAGUAUGUACAACAUGCAUCUCCCCUAUAAUCGCAUACAUCCCCCUUUAUCUACUGUCAUAGCAUCCAAUGCUAUGCGAUUAUCACUUGUGUAUUGUUCAAUGAGUGACCUCUCAGACCCAAUUGCUUGAAAAUCCAAUACUUUUAAUAGGUAUAAUAUUCAACUCUUUUCAACCAUGACUCUGUUCUGAUAAUAUGCCUGAGGAGAGAUGCACAGGAUAACACUCUGGUUUCAGUCCCUAUUAAAUCAGUACAGCCUUGGACUAUUUAGGAUUGAGGAAUUCAACCAAAAGUCAGAUCAGAUGAAAAUAGCAUAAACAUUCAUAUGUCUCAAAUACCAAAACCCCAUGAUAGGAACCAAUUAAGUUAUUGCCUAGCAACAGAGAUAUGUACCACUCUAAACAACCAGAUCAAUACCACCCAAUACUUUAAAUGUAUAUAGUGACUAAUAUGUGAAUACGGUAACUUAAUAACCAACAUGUUCAUGAUCAGUCACAAUCCUCACAUUAACUUACAUGUUUCAAACAUUAAGAUUCAAAAUGUCUACUCGAAAUACAUCAUAUAUGUGUAUCCUAAGACAUUACCAUAAUGUAUCGCUGUUUUAACCAUAAUAUCUAAAUAAGACAGUUAUCUCAAUUGUACAAGCAAUACCCUUCAUGCUAAAAAUAGUUAUACUAAUGAUUUACUUAAAUCACUCAGUCAUCUUAUGAAUUAUAACCAAAACCGAAUUACUUAUCUCAACCAAAUUUAGAAUGACAAUUCUUAGUGAUUACAUUGGUCCUAUCAUUCAAAAUUAAAACCCUCAACUUUAGCACCCAUUACAACUGUCAGAAUGUGCACUUAUAUUAACAUACAGUAUAAAUAUCCAUAAUUCUAUUAUGACCUUCCACAUUCUGAGAAUAAAUACAGAUCAUCCUCUCAAUUCAUUCCUAGUACUAUUAAUUUAGCGGUGUGUGUAUAUACCUCCUACCCAAAUUAGCAAAUUUAGAUACAUCCCCCAAAAAAUUAUUACCACAGCUAACCAACCUCUUCCUUCCCCGGCACUUAAAUCUUCUGGUGUCUCUUCAUUAUGUUCUUCAGACAGCUUCAUAGUUCAAAAUGACUUGCUCAUGACAAUGUCCCAACUGAAAUGUCUCAUCGAGUCACCACCAUCUCUACAACCUCAUUGUGUCUUGUCCAUUUGCCAAUCAAUAUACAGUGGGGGGAAAAAGUAUUUAGUCAGCCACCAAUUGUGCAAGUUCUCCCACUUAAAAAGAUGAGAGAGGCCUGUAAUUUUCAUCAUAGGUACACGUCAACUAUGACAGACAAAAUGAGAUUUUUUUUCUCCAGAAAAUCAUAUUGUAGGAUUUUUUAUGAAUGUAUUUGCAAAUUAUGGUAGAAAAUAAGUAUUUGGUCAAUAACAAAAGUUUCUCAAUACUUUGUUAUAUACCCUUUGUUGGCAAUGACACAGGUCAAACGUUUUCUGUAAGUCUUCACAAGGUUUUCACACACUUGCUGGUAUUUUGGCCCAUUCCUCCAUGCAGAUCUCUAGAGCAGUGAUGUUUUGGGGCUGUCGCUGGGCAACACAGACUUUCAACUCCCUCCAAAGAUUUUCUAUGGGGUUGAGAUCUGGAGACUGGCUAGGCCACUCCAGGACCUUGAAAUGCUUCUUACGAAGCCACUCCUUCGUUGCCCGGGCGGUGUGUUUGGGAUCAUUGUCAUGCUGAAAGACCCAGCCACGUUUCAUCUUCAAUGCCCUUGCUGAUGGAAGGAGGUUUUCACUCAAAAUCUCACAAUACAUGGCCCCAUUCAUUCUUUCCUUUACACGGAUCAGUCGUCCUGGUCCCUUUGCAGAAAAACAGCCCCAAAGCAUGAUGUUUCCACCCCCAUGCUUCACAGUAGGUAUGGUGUUCUUUGGAUGCAACUCAGCAUUCUUUGUCCUCCAAACACGACGAGUUGAGUUUUUACCAAAAAGUUAUAUUUUGGUUUCAUCUGACCAUAUGACAUUCUCCCAAUCCUCUUCUGGAUCAUCCAAAUGCACUCUAGCAAACUUCAGACGGGCCUGGACAUGUACUGGCUUAAGCAGGGGGACACGUCUGGCACUGCAUGAUUUGAGUCCCUGGCGGCGUAGUGUGUUACUGAUGGUAGGCUUUGUUACUUUGGUCCCAGCUCUCUGCAGGUCAUUCACUAGGUCCCCCCGUGUGGUUCUGGGAUUUUUGCUCACCGUUCUUGUGAUCAUUUUGACCCCACGGGGUGAGAUCUUGAGUGGAGCCCCAGAUCGAGGGAGAUUAUCAGUGGUCUUGUAUGUCUUCCAUUUCCUAAUAAUUGCUCCCACAGUUGAUUUCUUCAAACCAAGCUGCUUACCUAUUGCAGAUUCAGUCUUCCCAGCCUGUUGCAGGUCUACAAUUUUGUUUCUGGUGUCCUUUGACAGCUCUUUGGUCUUGGCCAUAGUGGAGUUUGGAGUGUGACUGUUUGAGGUUGUGGACAGGUGUCUUUUAUACUGAUAACAAGUUCAAACAGGUGCCAUUAAUACAGGUAACGAGUGGAGGACAGAGGAGCCUCUUAAAGAAGAAGUUACAGGUCUGUGAGAGCCAGAAAUCUUGCUUGUUUGUAGGUGACCAAAUACUUAUUUUCCACCAUAAUUAGCAAAUAAAUUCAUUAAAAAUCCUACAAUGUGAUUUUUUUUUUAAAUCACGUGUUUACCCAAAACUCACUCAGAGAACAAAAACAUCCGAAAAUUCUGUGUGUGCCCUUUAAGACUUAACAUAUUUGACCCGUUAAAACCCCCUAAAAUGAAAAUAACACUCUAUAUAACAAUUAUUUUAUGUGGGUUGUGUGUGGUUAUUUGAGAAACCCUAUUGGAAUACAACAAACAAAAAUGGCCAGACCUUAUUUAAUUCGGUAGCUCCCUCUUAAGACCUAAUUAUAAGAAUGCCAGAUUUUACUCACUGCUCCACCUAGCCCACAGACUUUUGAAACAUCCCAAUGAGAGAUAAGGAAAUCCCCAUUUUCCUCGAAGAGAAAGUAUACAUUUCAUUAACAUUCAAUUAUAAUCAGCAAUCCAAAAAUAUUAAUUUCACACAAAACAUGAUGCAGAUAUACCCUGUCCUACCUCACAUCAAUAAUUUCAUCAAUCUAAUCUCUCAUAACUACUCCAGAAGAAGAUUACAUACAAUCUCUCAAAAUAUGAAAAGCACUCGAGGUUCUUUGAGUUUACAAGAAGUAUUUUUUAAAUGAUUACUCUUUAUACCUCAUUCUUUUUAAGUCUCACAAUGAUUAUCACCUCCAAAAUCAGCUUAAUUUUAUCCCAUAUCAAAUCAUCAUGGUAUCGUUGCUGGAUGACUUACCCCUUAGAUUGUUCCUGUCACCCCUCUAAACGUACUAUUUGAGACAUUCACAAAUAUAAUCACUUACUACGCGUAAAGAAUCAAUGAUAUUCCAAGUGUCUAUUAAAAAGUUGUUUGAGACCAUCUCCUACGCCUUCCUUAACAUACCACGUUUCAUUGAGUUGACUACACCUUCUCUCUAAACCUAUAAACCCUUUUUGGUAAUGUAAUCAUCUCCACUUGUUGCAUUGAUGUUUUAAAAUAACAACCUAUUGUUUAAAAACUUCAGAACUUACAAAAAUGUUUACUACUUCAUCAGCCUAAUAGUAAAAACGACCUCCCAUUGUUCAACGUACCAGAAACAGAUUAUCGUUUUAAGAAUUAAACUUUCUGCGAAACUCACUGGUGUUUAAACAAACUAUAAAAUGUAAUAAUAAUAAUUAGAAAUUGUCAAAGAACAUUCUAUAUUCAACUAUCUAGAUAUGUGCUUCACAUUACCCUCUGCGUCCUUUACAUCCCGAUAUAGCACAACUAGCACGACUCUCUUUCACCCGUUUAUUAAAUCAUGGCAUUAGUAAAGUAUAUCCACAAACCACUACUACCUAAUAACAUAUUUUCAUUGACCUUACUAUAAAUAAUUAUUUUAAUACCAGUCUACUCAAACAAUCCAAUGCAACAUGUCUCAUCUCCCAAUUAACCUACUUUCCUUUUAACUCAGAAAACCCUCUACAAUCUCUAUUAUCCUCUACCUCUCUUUCCAUCUAAUGGUACUUUAGCAUGUUACAAAUUAUUUUUAAGUUAUAGUCAAAACAAACUAAAACCUCUAUUCACAGGGAUGCAACUUUAAUUACUAUGUUAUCCUAUCCGCCAUGGUUUGGUAAAACAAUCUCUUUCGUAUAAUCUUAUCAAUUGAACCAGUGAUUCAGGUCAACAGCAUCAAUGUAACAGUUUUGCUUCCUUCUCUACAUGGGCUUGAACCAGGGACCCUCUGCACACAUCGACAACAGUCACCCUCGAAGCACCGUUACCCAUCGCUCCACAAAAGCCGCGGAACUACUUCAAGGUCGCAGAGCAAGUUACGUCACCAAUCUAAACGCUACUAGUUAACACCACUAACUAGCUAGCUAUAUCCCACUGGUAACACUCACCCCCCUUUGACCUCCUCCUUUUCUGCAGCAACCAUUGAUCCCAAUACACCAAACUUAACCCAUAUGUGCCUUACAGCCCACUCGAGUUCAGCGAGCCCCAGUCGCUAACACCGCAGACAAAAACAUGGAAACUCUUCUAUUCUUACUAGUAGACAAAAUUAAAACCCAUUCUCAAACAGCGUUCUGCGUUUACCUCUAUCAUUGGUUUAAAACUAACUUGACAACUUUAACAAUCGAUUGCUGCAGUAGCUUCAUGUUUGGUUCAAUUAAUCUGUUACAAUAUUGUGUCAGUAAUAUUUCUGUAGUGACCUCAGCUACAAGUUCCUAUAUUCCUCAUAAUGUUAUCUUUUAUACUCUUCUCCCUUCCAACACUGCUUCAUAAUCCCUGGUGUUUUGUUAAUACUCUUUUUAUUCUCUUUGUCCCCUUGCUUCACUUCCCAUGAAGAUAAGACAUUCACUUCUCUGUGCAUCGUCCCUAUACUAUUAUUAUUCCCUUUAUCAACGAAGAUAAUACCAAUCCGCCAUUACUAGAAGUCAGCAGAUCUGGGUAACUGUCCUUCCCAAGUAGGCAACAAAUAACAAACUGAACACUUGCUGUAGUUGACAAGCAUAUAUUGAAUUGAUAUCCAUAUUAUCAAUAUCCAAUUUAUUGAUAGACAUUACGCCACCAUUCUCAAUCGUUUAAUCUAGCACACCAUUAUGCAACCCCCCAAAAAAUGACUACCUCGAAAUCGUCUCAUAUUCCUAUUAAAUUAUGGUCAUUCAAUUUGAACCAAGCACGCUGAUCAAUCUUUCAUUCUACAUCACCAAACCAAAUACUUUGUAGUAUCUGUCUAAGCAACACAUACCAACAGUAGAAUUACACUCAGAAACCCAGAUUUGUUUACUCUAUGCCAUUGCCCCAAUGCUAUUGAAAUGAUGCAGAAAACCCUAAAUUGGCUUUGUACUAGGUUAUAAAUUACGUCUAUAAAUUCCAGUCCUUAUGGGCAGUUUAUUCCUUAAACCUUAUCUCUAUCACAUGAUCCAUAAACGGCACCAACUCCGAAAACUUGUAUUUAUCGUUUCCCACCCCUGACGUACGUCUACGUUUUGGGGUUAACAUAUUGUAUACUAAUAAUCUUCCAAUUAUUACUUUAUCAAAUAUCGAGUAAUCGCUUAAACACAUCAUUAUAUUUUCAUAUAUUCACAUAAUCCACCUAGAACGUUAGAACUCCUAGGUACUCACAACAAACAAUCCCUUCGUGUUUUUAACGAUUCUCAAUCGACACUAAUCAACUUCUACAAACAUACUCCCAGCGGAACCAAAAAACAGACUGUAGUUUCCAGGACACUGCCCUGCCUGUCAUGGGAUCCUCCCAGAAAAUACAGACUUUUCCGCUACUCUCUAAAACAGCAUCACAAUCUCCAUACCACUCAUUAAUAUUCUAUGACCUAAUUCUGUUAUAUAUCGAAACUUCUUAUCCAAACUUAUAUCAAAUUAUCAUAUCCAUUUCUAUAACUUAUUAUGCAUCCUUCAGAUUCUAAUUACUUUCUGCUCUUUGUUCAUAAGAUAGCCCAUGUUGUUCCAUUCAAUUACUUAACUUCGUUAGCUGACUUUUUCUCCUUAUUAAUUAUAUUUCCUUGUCAUCGUGCACUCAUUAAAUCGCAUGCUUUAUAUGCCUCUUUCAUGUAAUCUAAAUCCCAUUUUGUGUUGCUUACGACGAUAUUGUCAGUGAUAUAUUUUCGCACUAUCUGUAACUUAUCCCUUUUAAAAAACACCUUCUUGAGGAUACUCAUCAUCUGUCCAUGCUGAUACAUCACUGAGAAAUUGUUCCCCAUAGAAAAAUCCUAAUUUACUUAACAUUCAUUCGCGCAUUGUCUGAUUUUCAAUACUUUUAAAAGAGACUUGAUUUGUCUGUAAUAAUUUCGUCAUUUCCUUUCUCUCUCCGAGGUAAAUGAAGCUCUGAUUUACUCUUAAUGGUGACUGUUUUUCCAGAUACCGGUCUGCUAAGCUGGCCAUCCAUUACUUCAAUUAGUUCAUGCAAUGUUAGUAAGCACAUACUUGAAUCAAAUCCCCAACUUGAUCUUUAUUAAAAUUUUGUUUGCCUAUUUUGUCAUUGGUGCCAUGAUUCAACACGCUCAAUUGUAUCUGCUCUCAUUCUUUACGCAGUAUGAGUUAUUGUUCUCUCCCUCUUUCCUGACCGUUUUGAGUAACUUCACAAAGGAUUAAUUUUCUCAGAGGGCUUUUAAAACACGGUUGAGGCCUUGAACCUCUUCACAUCUGUCUCUUUAUUCUGUUUCCUUGAGGACUUGAACCGAUGAACAAUGUUUAUUAUUUCGUCACAGGACUUGAACCUAUGAACAAUGUUUAUUCUUUCAUCACAGGACUUGAACCUAUGCCCAAUCUUGUUCAACCCAUUCUCCUUCUCCUCUGUUGUUUUUAGUCAUUACUCUGAACAAACCCUUCUUAGAAUCAAAGCACCAUGUUAUUGUCUAAUUUGAUCAUUCUCCUUACAUCCCUUCUACACAACUCAACACCACUCAUCGUCCCCCUUUAAAAAUAUUGAAUUUUAAACAUUCGUUACAGCUCAGCUUUACCACAGAUAAGCAGAAUUUGACAAUAAAAAAAUAAAUAAAGUCUGCUUACCUGUUAGUUCGGCUGUAAACUGCAUCCUGUUCGUUCAGGCGCCAAUCUGUUAUGAUGGGUUUCUGGUAUCGAGAAGUUCAGGAUGAAAGAAUAUACUUAAACAAUUAUAUGGAGAGUUGAUACAAAGUAUUUAAUAGACACGGUACCAGGUUUGUUUAACAAACGGCACAUGCUUUGCCUCUUGUCAUCCGAACUCUGGACAAAGGAAAUCUCUGUUUAUAUACUUCAUGUUACACGUUUCUUCAACAACAUCAGGUAACCAUCAGUGGGCACUCCCCACUCUGAUGAUACCAGCUUGUACCCAAGUCAGUAUAUUCUAUCUAUCAAUCAUUCUAAGAUAAACCCCAGUAAGCUCCCUCGACAUACUGGAAUCCCUGGCAUUCAGACUCUGUGGCACCAAGAGUCACCUAUCUAAUAGAUUUAAGCUUGUUCCCACAACACUAUGAAAAGACAACAAUAGGCUACCAUUACAAAACUCUGAUGUUGAUAUUAAAAGUUUUAGCUAUGCGCUAUCAUCGUACUUACACUUUCUCUUCUCUUUCCCGUCUGCAGAGUUUUUCCGUGAGUUGCUGGACAACGCGGAACACUCGCUCAACGACAUGUUCGUGCGCACGUACGGCCUGAUGUACGUGCAUAAUGCCGAGCUAUUCAAGCACUUCUUCCAGGAGCUGAAGCGCUACUACAUGUCGGGCAGCGGGGCGGUCAACCUGGACUCCAUGCUGUCUGAUUUCUGGGAAGACCUCCUGGAGAGGAUGUUCCAAUUGGUCAACGUCCAGUACGAGUUCAGUGACGCCUACAUGGAGUGCGUCAGCCGCCACACCGAGCAACUGAAACCGUUUGGUGACGUGCCGCGCAAGCUCCGCCUCCAGCUGACACGGGCCUUUGUUGCGGCACGCACCUUCACCCGCGGACUGGCUCUCAUGCCCGAGGUGGUCAACAAAGUCUCCACGGUAAGUGGAAGAGUAGGGUUGCAAAACUACUGGUAAUUUACCAAAGAUAGAAAUGUUUCGUAAUUUUGGUAAUUAACCGGUAAUCUAUGGCAAUCUAUGUAACUCUGGGAAUGUAUACUUGAAUUUUUUUUUUUUUUAAGUAUUCAUAUAUAGUAUUACUUUUUUAUUAAUCCACAAGUUUAUUGUGGAUAGAGCAUAUGGUUCAAGAAAAAGCCUAAUUAAAGAAAAAAGCAUCUAAUCAACAAUGCCAUUAUUUUCAAUUAAUCCUGCAACUCUUCCAAUGAUUGACUUUUUUCACAACUUCCACCGGUUUGGCAACAAAACAUUGACAACAAAAUAUUGACAUGGUAAUUAAAAAAAAAAUAUAUAUAUAUAUAUAUAUAAAUUAUAUUUAAUGCUGAAACCCUCAUAUCAUUAAUAUGAUAUUCACUAAGUUGACGGGUUAUAUUUAGGAUAAUGUUCUACAGUUUUGUCAUUCUAUUUUGUAUUUUAAAACCAUCUUUUAAAAUAUAUUUUCCAUGUGAUAAGGCCACACGGAGGGCGAGAGAUAAUUAGACUCCUGUGGUAAUCUGAAGUACCCAUACGGUCACUAGAUGUCAUGUGAUACAAUUCCAUAACAUUCUUGAAAGUUACCAAAAUUCUGGUAGUUUACUGGUAAACUUUGAAAGUUACCAGUAAUUUACCCUUCCUUUGCAACCCUAAGAAAGAGAGAGAUGUUGAUGCAUAGAAUUACAUAUAGAACAUUAUAUUAGUUGAAUUAUAGAUUUGGUGGCCAAUUAACCAUUUCUUUGUGGAUUUUGAUAUGUGCUUGGGGUUAUUGUCUUGCUGGAAGAUCCACUUGCGGCCAAGUUUCAGCCUCCUAGCAGAGGCAACCAAGUUGACCUGAACAAGGGCCCCAGGACCAGUGGAAGCAAAAUAGCCCCAUAACAUCAAAGAUCCACCACCAUAUUUUACAGUAGGUAGGGGGUUCUUUUUUGCUCAUGCUUUCUCAUUUAGACGCAAAGCCCACCACUGGUGUGCAUGGUCAAAUAACUAUAUUUUAAUGUGAUCCAACCAAUGUAAAUGCCUGGAGUUUGCUAAAUGACAUUGGCACUUGGAUUUGAACUAUUGCUUUGGUCAGAUGACAUGAAAAUAGAUCAAAAUAGCCCCAUAACAUCAAAGAUGGAUUCUUUUCUGCUCAUGCAUUCUCAUUUAGACGCAAAACCCACCACUGGUGUGCGUGGUCAAAUAACUCUAUUUUCAUGUGAUCCACCUGGAGUUUGCUAAACGGCAUUGGCACUUACAUUUUAGUCAUUUAGCAGACGCUCUUAUCCAGAGCGACUUACAGUUAGUGAAUACAUAUAUAUAUAUAUAUAUCUUUUUUUUUUACUGGCCCCCCGUGGGAAACGAACCCACAACCCUGGCGUUGCAAACGCCAUGCUCUAUCAACUGAGCUACAUCCCUGCCGGCCAUUACCUCCCCUACCCUGGACGACGCUGGGCCAAUUGUGCGCCGCCCAUGAGUCUCCCGGUCGCGGCCGGCUGCGACAGAGCCUGGAUUCGAACCAGGAUCUCUAGUGGCACAGUUAGCACUGCGAUGCAGUGCCUUAGACCACUGCGCCACUCAGGAGUACGGAGCACUUGGAUUUGAACCGUUGCUUUGGUCAGAUGACAUGAAAAUAGAGCUCUUUGGCCAUGGACACAAGUGGUGGGUUUGGCGUUGAAAUGAGAAUACAUAAGCAGAACUGCAUACCUACUGUAAAAUAUGGUUGGUGAUCUUUGAUGUUAUGGGACUAUUUUGCUUCCACUGGUCCUGGGGCCCUUGUUAAGGUCAACGUCAUCAUUAACUUUACCCAGUACCAGGAAAUGUUUGCCAAAAAUCUGGUUGCCUCUGCCAGGAAACUGAAACUUGUCCGCAAAUAGAUCUUCCAGCAAGACAAUAACCCUAAGCAUACAUCAAAAUCCACAAAGAAAUGAUUAAUUGACCACAAAAUCAACAUUUUGCAAUGGCCAUCUCAGUCUCUGGACUUAAAACCCAUUGAAAACCUGUGGUUUGAAUUGAAGAGGACAGUCCAUAAGAGCAGACAAAGGAUAUCAAGGAUCUGGAAAGAUUCUGUAUGGAGGAAUGGUCUAAGAUCCCUCCCAAUGUGUUCUCCAACUCAUAAAACGUUUUAGAAAAAGGCUCAGUGCCGUUAUCCUCGCAAGGUGAGGUAUUGUAAACAGGGGUGUCAAUCAUUUUGACCCCUACCCUUUUGAGAUUUUUGUUUAUUACUUGUUAAACCAAAUCUCUUUCUAUGAGCAAUUGUAUUAGUAUAAAAUAAUAUAAUAUAAUUCCCCCCAAAAUUUGAGCAUAGUAUUGACAUUUAUUUUAUACAGUCAUUUUUGGUUAUAUUUAUCAAAGGUGUCAAUCAUUUCGGACCGCACUGUAUAUAGUCUAAGUGUCUGUCUGAAAUGCAUUUGUAUUUGUAUUUACUAUGGAUCCCCAUUAGCUACUCUUCCUGGCAGUUAUACAUUUUAAGGCAGUUAUACAUUUUAAAAACAUUACAAUACAUUCAUAACAGAUUUCACAACAUUAAGUGUGUGCCCUCAGGCCUCUACUCUACUACCACAUAUCUAUAACACAAAAUCCAUGUGUACAUGUGUAUAGUGCGUAUGUUAUUGUGUGUUUGUAUGCAUGUGUCUAUGUUUGUGUUGCUUCACAGUCCCCGCUGUUCCAUAAGGUGUAUUUUUAUUUGUUUUUUAAAUAUAAUUUUACUGCUGGCGUGAGUUACUUGAUGUGGAAUAGAGUUCCAUGUAGUCAUGGCUCUAUGUAGUACUAUGCGCCUCCCAUAGUCUGUUCUGGACUUGGACUGUUAUGAGACCUCUGGUGGCAUGGCUUGUGGGGUAUGCAUGGGUGUCCGAGCUGUGCGCCAGUAGUUCAAACAGACAGCUCGGUGCAUUCAGCAUGUCAAUACCUCUCAUAAAUACAAGUAGUGAUGAAGUCAAUCUCUCCUCCACUUUGAGCCAGGAGAGAUUUACAUGCAUAUCAUUAAUGUUAGCUCUCUGUGUACAUCCAUGGGCCAGCCAUGUUGCCCUGUUCUGAGCCAAUUGCAAUUUUCCUAAGUCCCUCUUUGUGGCACCUGACCACAUGACUGAACAGUAGUCCAGGUGCGACAAAACUAGGGUAUGUAGGACCUGCCUUGUUGAUAGUGGUGUUAAGAAGGCAGAGCAGCGCUUUAUUAUAGACAGUCUUCUCCCCAUCCUAGCUACUGUUGUAUCAAUAUGUUUUGAACAUGACAGUUUACAAUCCAGGGUUACUCCAAGCAGUUUAUUCUCCUCAACUUGCUCAAUUUCCGCAUGAUUCAUGACAAGAUUUAGUUGAGGUUUAGGGUUUAGUGAAUGAUUUGUCCCAAAUACAAUGCUUUAAUAAUAAUAUGCCAUUUAGCAGACGCUUUUAUUCAAAGCGACUUACAGUCACGCGUGCAUACAUUUUUGUGUAUGGGUGGUCCCGGGGAUCGAACACACUACCUUGGCGUUACAAGCGCCGUGCUCUACCAGCUGAGCUACAGAGGACCACUUUAAGUUUUUUAAAUAUUUAGGACUAACUUAUUCCUUGCCACCCCAUUCUGAAACUAACUGCAGCUCUUUGUUUAGUGUUGCUGUCAUUUCAGUCGCUGUAGUAGCUGACGUGUAUAGUGUUGAGUCAUCCGCAUACAUGAACACAUUGGCUUUACUCAAGCCAGUGGCGUGCCGUUAGUAAAGAUUCAAAAAAGUAAGGGGCCUAGACUGCUGCCCUGGGGAAUUCCUGAUUCUACCUGGAUUUUGUUCCAUUAAAGAACACCUUCUGUGUUCUGUUAGACUGGUAACUCUUUAUCCACAAUAUAGCAGGGUGUGUAAAGCCAUAACACACCAUAUUUUCCAAAAGUUUACUAAGGGUUGGUAACAGGCUGAUUGGUCAGCUAUUUGAGCCAGUUAAGGGGGCUUUACUAUUCUUAGGUAGGGGAAUAACUUUUGCUUCCCUCCAGGCCUGAGGGCACACACUUUUUAGUAGGCUUAAAUUGAAGAUAUGGCAAAUAGGAGUGGCAAUUUCGUCUGCUAUUAUCCUCAGUAAUUUUCCAUCCAAGUUGUCAGACCCUGGUGGCUUGUCAUUGUUGAUAGACAACAAUAAUUUCUUCACCUCUUCCACACUUGCUUUACGGAAUUCAAAAUUACAAUGCUUGUCUUUUCUACAUCUCUUUUGCCUCAUCCCUCUCAACCAUACAAUUUUUCAAUUCUUCAUCAAUCCACAGGGAUUUAACCGUUUUUACAGUCAUUUUCUUAAUGGGUGCAUGUUUAUUAGUAACUGGGAUAAGCAACUUAAUAAAUGUGUCAAGUGCAGCGUCUGGUUGCUCGUCAUUACACACCACGGACCAACAAAUAUUCUUCACAUCAACAACAUAGGAAUCACUACAAAACGUUUUGCAUGACAUCUUAUACACAGUAUUAGGCCCAGCCUUUUGAACUUUGGUUUUCCUAGAUAUGGCUACUAUAUUGUGAUCACUAUGUCCGAUGGAUUUGGAUACUGCUUUCAAACACAUUUCUGCAGUAUUAGUAAAGAUGCGAUCAAUAUAUGUUGAUGAUUUCAUUCCUGUACUGUUUGUAACUACCCUGGUAGGUUGAUUGAUAACCUGAACCAGGUUGCAGGUACAAGUUACAGUUUGAAGCUUUCUCUUGAGUGGGCAGCCUGAUGAAAGCCAUUCAAUAUUUAAAUCACCCAGAAAGUAUACACCUCUAUUGAUAUCACAUACAUUAUCAAGCAUUUCACACAUGUUAUCCAGAUACUGACUGUUAGCACUUGGUCUAUAGCAGCUUCCCACCCGAAUGGGCUUUCGGUGAGGCAGAUGAAUCCGUAGCCAUAUUACUUCAACAGUAUUUAACAUGAGAUCCUCUCUAAGCUUUACAGGAACGUGGUUCUGAAUAUAAACAACCACACCUCCACCUUUUGGCAUUUGUCUUUUCUGUGGAUCUCAUAACCAUGUAUUGCUACCACUGUAUCAUCAAAGGUAUUAUCUAAGUGAGUUUCAGAGAUGGUCAGAAUAUGAAUGUCAUCUGUUACUAGCAAAUUAUUGUUUCUUAAGCUAUAUGUGUUAACGUGGGCUAUUUUUAACACUUUUCAGGGAUGCUUGAUUGUUUUUCUUGCUUUACUGGGAAGCUUAGCAGAGGUAGACAUGCACAGGUUAUUUUUAUUAGUGCAGGGUGAGCGGCACACAGUUGACUUCCUACUAGGGCGCACCACCUCAGUGCUAACAGUAUUACUCUGGUUCAUAGGCAUAUGAUUACUGCAUACAAUAGCUGUAGGAUCAGCAGAGGCAUUGUAUCUUCCAAUGCCCCUAGGAUAAUGUACAUUUGCUGAAGCAUUAUGACAACUCAGCGACACAAUGGUAGGGAUUAAAUGAGCUGGACUUGGGUCAUUGAUAAGUCAUUGUCUGAACACAGCCUUAUAAUGCUGUGAAAGGAUCCAGGAACCCAAAUGAUUUGGGUGGAACCCAUCCUCCUUAUAAUACGAGCUUUGUUUCCAGAAGGUAUCAAAAUUGUCAAUAAAUGUUACACCCACAGAGCUGCAAUAGUCUCGUAGCCAGUUAUGGAGGGCUAAAAGUCUGCUGAACCGUUCAAUGCCACGUUUUAGGGAGGGCAGAGGGCCAGAUAUUAUGGGGCAUUUGUUGGUAUCAAGUAGAGACCCAAUCAGUUCUUUAAAAUCCAUCUUCACUUGUUCUGAGCUGCCCUUCAUAAUGUCAUUUGACCCCACAUGAACCAUGACAGUAUCAGCCCCCGAUGACUGACUCAGCCUCGGGAAGCAACCUGGUGAUAUGCUGAACUUUUCCCCAGGUACAGAUAUAUGCCUCACUAUCGACCUCCCUAUCACAAUCGCCGGAAUGAUCCGGCCUCUGCCGUGUCUCGAAGCAGAUUGCGAGGCCAGAGCCACAGAACUCACCUAAGAAGAGGGCUGCUGAGAUGCCGGCUGUGUGCAGGCCACAACAGCCAAGGGGACAGAGCUCUGAUCCAGAGAGCACGGCCCAGCAGAGGGGGGCCGCGGUGGUCCAGGCUGUGCCAAGGCAGUUGAUUGGUCACUAACUCCCUCUGCCCUCCCCCCUCAGGUCAGUGCAUCCCCUAGCUGUGUGCGGGCAGCCAUGAAGAUGUUGUACUGUCCCUACUGCAAAGGCCAGGUGGCCCUCAAGCCUUGCCAGAACUACUGUCUCAACGUGAUGCGUGGCUGUCUGGCCAACCAGGCCGACCUCGACACAGAGUGGAACAACUUCCUGGGUAAGGGCUUUCAUAUCCAAGGACCAGUUAAACAUUCUCGAAUGAGUGAGUGAGUGAGUGGGAGAGAGAGAGUGUGUGUGGCUUCUGACACUCUACCCCUUACUGGGGUCUGCUGCCCCCUCCCUGUGUGGCAGCUUUACUGGGUCUUACUUUGGGCGCCUUGUUAAGUCCUCAAACUGUUUAACAACCCCCUGCUCUGAGUGCUCCAAGUAAACUUAGGAUCACAACAUUCUGACUCUCUGCGAUGUGCGUCGCCCUGUUGGUAGAAACAGGCCAAAUCACCCCAUGGUGAAAAUGGCAGACAAAAUCUAGGCCAAAAUUCACAUAAUUAGUUUGGUUUUGGGGGUGUUUGUUUGCAGUUAUUGCAGGGUUGCAGUUAUUGUGUCCAUGACUAACUGAGUUGUGUGUUAUCAGAUGCCAUGUUGAGUCUGGCUGAGAGGCUGGAGGGGCCCUUCAAUUUUGAGUCUGUGAUGGACCCCAUUGACGUUAAGAUCUCUGAGGCCAUCAUGAACAUGCAGGAGAACAGCAUGCAGGUGUCACAGAAGGUCAGUCACUUCCUGUCUGUUUGUCUUUGACUGUGUGUUAGUGUCUGUAUUCGCCAACCUGUCUGUCUGUGUGCCUGCCUGGUAGCCUGUGUCUGUCUCUGUAUGUCUGUACAUGCCACUCACUUGCCUCUCCACUCCUCCAGGUGUUCCAGGGGUGUGGUCAGCCUAAACCAAGUAAAGGUUUCCGGUCGCGUCGCUCAGUCAAGGAGACAGGAUUCACUGGUCGCUUUCGUCCCUACAGCCCCGACGCACGGCCCACUACUGCUGCUGGCACCAGCCUGGACAGACUGGUAAGGCAUUGUCAGCCAUCUGGCCCAACUGUCAGCAUACAUUCAAGAGUUUUCACGUGAGAAUCCAAAGUCUUUCAAAUGGACUUGGCAUAAAUGAAUGAUCCAUCUCUGUUUGCCUGCCUCCCUCCUUCUGCCCAGACGACAGACGUGAAGAAAAGGCUGAAGCAUGCUAAGAAGUUCUGGUCCACGCUGCCAGAGACCGUGUGUGCUGGGGAGAGGAUUAUGUCGAGGGAUGACUGUUGGAACGGAACAGCAACGAGCAGGUUAGUUUGGCAGGUUGUUUUCUCAGGUCACUCCCUUGACACAGACACCAACCAACAGUGUCUGCGUCCCAAAUGAGACCUUAUUCUCAAUUUAGUGCACUACUUUUCAAACGUAGUACACUAUUUAGGGAAUAGGGUACCAUUUGGAAUAAAGCCAACAUUCUGAAGGCAUAAAGUAAGGUUGCUGCAGAUGGUGAACUAACAGUAUGUGCUUGGUAGGAUCUCCACAUUCAUUCUUGACCUUCUGCCAUAGGUACGAGUCUGUUGUCAUGGGCAACGGAUUGGCCAAUCAGGUGUCCAACCCGGAUGUGGAAGUGGACAUUACAAAGCCAGACGUGGUGAUUCGCAGUCAGAUCGCAGUGUUGAAGGAAAUGACCAGCUGGCUGAAGGCUGCCCAAAGCGGCAAUGACAUCUCCAUCAACCAAGGUGAGGAUGGUAAGAACUAACAGAUUAACUUACUUACUGAGGCCCAUUGCCCCAUGCAGAGUAUCUGGGUUGGACACCUGAUUGGCACCCUCUACAGGGAACUAAACCUUUGGCAAUCUUCUCCAUUUCAAUAGACUGGUGUGUUGACAACAUCAUGACAAUGAUGUGCGCGUAACUCUGAGGUAAAAGGCUGUGUGUUGUUGUUUUCUGAACAGUCAGAUAGCUAGCAACAAUGACAAGAAGCUGAUGUGUGGUGAAUAGUCCCGUGUAGCUCAGUUGGUAGAGCAUGGCGCUUGCAACGCCAGUGUUGUGGGUUCGAUUCCCACGGGGGGUCAGUAUGAAAAUGUAUGCACUCACUAACUGUAAAUUGCUCUGGAUAAGAGCGUCUGCUAAAUGACGUAAAUGUAAAUUGUAGAUGACAACUAUUUGUAUCUUGUUUUGACAUGUUGACGUGUUUUGACUCAUGUCACAUCUAUGAUAAUAUGGCAAAAAUUAGCAAGCUAACUAACCAACAACUGUAACAAUGUAUUUGAGAGUAAAGUACUUAUUGGGCAAAUAUAUUUAUGUUUUCAAUAAACAUUUGCAUACGAAAUUUCGCUUACAAGUUGUCAAUAAUCCUUUGAUUGUUGGUAAACACCCCACCUGUCUAUAGAUUAGCUGGUCUAGAUAUUCUGCUCAUGUCUUCUGUUUGACGACCAUUGCCUCCCUGUUAGAGAAGGAACCUUAUAUGCCAUUUAGCAGACACUUUUAUUCAAAGCGACUUAGUCAAGCGUGCUUACAUUUUUUACGUAUGGGUGGUCCCGGGAAUUGAACCCACUAUCCUGCCGAUGCAAGCGCCAUGCUCUACCAGCUGAGCUAGAGAGGACCACAACCUUUGGUGUUACCAUAAAAAUGUCACAACAGACUUGAAGAGUUCUAUUUUCAUCCCCUGAAUGCUGUGUCUAUUCCUGUGUUCAUGGCCUCAUCAACCUGCUCCCAUUUUUUGCCUCCUGAAAUCUUCUCUCUCUCUCUCUCUCUCUCUCUCUCUCGGUCAUCGCUCCUCUCUCUCAUCGCUCUCUCACUCUCGUCUCUCUCCUCUCUCUCUCGGCUCUCGAUCUCUCUCUCUAUCUAUCGCUCUAUAUAUAUAUCUCUCGCUUCUCUGCUCUAUCUUCUCUCUUCUCAGAUGAGGAUGUGUUUUAGCGGGGAGAGGAGAGCGGCAGCAGCGGCUGUGACUCUCCGUCCUGUGAGGCGGACCGGGACAUCUACUUCUCCACCCCACCCAUCCCCAUCAACCCCCGCGUGGUCAAGGUGGUGCACCAGGAAACGACUGGUGGAGGCAGUGUGGCACAUGGGAGCAUGGCACUGGCACUCUGUGUGCUCACCCUGGCCCUGCUCGCCCCCCACUGGAGAUAAACGGCCAAGGGAGGGAAAGGGAGAGAGAGUGAGAAAGUAAGACGGAGAGAAGGGGAAAAACUGUCAGAGACUUUUAAAAAGACUGCCUUCAGGACCUCGGUCUGCCCGCCAUCAUGUGGAAGACUCUUGAGUUAUUAUAUAACUUUUAAUUUUUUGUUUGUUUUUAUAAAAAUGGACAAUAGUGUACAGCGAUUUUCUUCAAAAAUGUUCACCACUUUUUUUUUCUUUUUUUUUCUUGUUGUCCUGAUUAACUGAUUCACCGCUUGUGGCACCUUUGAGCUAGAAUCCCUCCCGCCACAUCACCAACAGUGUUUUGAGUUCUUCCAUUUUAUCCCAUUAUUCAAAUUUUUGUUGUCCAUUUAUCUGAGAGUUAGUCAAAUUCGAAGCAGGAUAUGGUUUGUGUGUUUCUGUGUUUUGUAGUGUGUUAUAAAAAUUAAGCCCUCUAUUCACCAAUGCAUUCCCCUUACCAAGAAAACAACUAAGGAUCAAUGUAGCAAGUAUUCCUGGUUUGUCAGUGUAUGUGUGUCCAUAUUGGUUUUUCUGUUUGUGUGCUUGUUUGUGUGUAUGAGUGAGAGUGCUUCCUUUUUAGAUAUAUUGGCAGUAUCUUCGGGCUGGCCAGGGAUGAAUGUGGCUAUGCCAGAAAAGAGAACAUCUUGGUUACAUGUUGAAGCUCUAGACUGGCUCUGAGCUAAGAGUACAGUAGUUCUGUGGGAAAAUACUAAGAAGUUACAGGGCUGAUGUUUAGAUGGUUCGAUAGGAGAUUGAACUAGCUGGCGAGGGGUUCUGGGGGAUUCUGUGUGCCCAGGUGUGCAUCCAUAAUGUGGAAGGAGUACCACAUCCCAAACGACACUCUCAAAUACAAAACCAGUCCACUGAGAUCAUACCUCGUGUGUUCUCUGAAUCAUCAUUAUACACAAGCAGUGUUGAAAUUGAAAGUGUCUGAUGGAGGGGGGAGGUCCUGAUGUAGGCUAGAAGAGAAAGCUGGUGACUUGAGAGGAGGGACCCCCCUCCCUGUCAUUCCCCUAUAGAAGGCAGAGCUGACAAAGAGCAGUCCUCAGUGUCCUGGGGCAGAGAGUCUAUUCAGUUCAGAGCAGACUCAGACUCUGCACAGUCUGUCUUACAUAUGAUAAAAUGA
Messenger RNA from Coregonus sp. 'balchen', 41571 nucleotides. The record is from the annotation of a GenBank genome assembly. NCBI's taxonomy places the organism in Eukaryota, Metazoa, Chordata, Actinopteri, Salmoniformes, Salmonidae.